CAUGCUGCUCAAGUGGAAAUUCCGACCUCUAGCUGAAGGUGAUGAAAUGCCAAGCCAGACAAAAUUAUAGAUGAUCAUAUUUCUACUACCAGUUUGUUAGGAAUCUUUGACAGUACUUUUCCCAUAGGCUUUCACAUAUAAAGGAAGGAGUUAAAGCAGUCUUAUAACUGGAACUCAGCCAGAAUGGAUCCCAAAAGUAAGUGUGAGAUCAGCCCGGAAUCAGAACCCCCGGCCUACAAAUUUAUACCCAGAGUUCCCAAGGACAGGACUCAAAUGAUCCUCAUCUCUAUUGUUCUGGUACUUCUGAUGACUAUCAUUAUCGGAGCUAUUCUCAUCGGCGUCCACAUUACUCAGGAACACACGGAAAAGAUCAUUAAAACCACUACUAAAGGAGCAAAUGGUGAAACGGUGAAGCAAACUGUGAUGGUGGACACCCAGGAAAAUGUGGCUGUAUUUUACAUCCACAGCAACACCACCUCAGCCACUGUUGUCUAUGACUAUCAGCAAAGUUUGAUUGCCUUCCGAAUUCACAGCAAAAAACAAUGCUCAGUGGUGGUGAUGGAUUUGGUUGAUGUGCCCAGUCUACAUGAGAUCACCGAGCUGGUUGACCACUCGGGCAAACAGGUCUCGGGAGAGGACAGCUUGGUUUACACCUUCAAGCAGCAAGGAAUGGCUGACCGGAACGCUCUUGGGACCACCAUUAAUGUUCUCUGUAGUGAUGUCCCUGUUUAUUGGGCCGAGAAAAAUCACAAGAAGCCACGGAGAAGAUCAGCCCCUUGCCCGGGCCUUUUGAUUUUUAGACUCUGCUUUGCAUUUCUUUAAACCCAUCCAUAUGUCUAUGUGUGCUUGACAGAUUACCUCUCGUGUUCACAUCUGAUGCUGAAGCCUGUAUUCCUAUUCGCUAUUUCCUAUUGGAUUUAAUCAGGAAGAACUCCAUUGCUUUUAACACUGUGUCAUUGGCUCAUAAUAGUAAUUG
Messenger RNA from Anolis sagrei ordinatus, 976 nucleotides. Its product is annotated as surfactant protein C-like. Gene Ontology annotation, cellular component: alveolar lamellar body; extracellular region. Gene Ontology annotation, biological process: respiratory gaseous exchange by respiratory system. NCBI's taxonomy places the organism in Eukaryota, Metazoa, Chordata, Lepidosauria, Squamata, Anolidae. The record is from RefSeq and is a predicted model, not a curated record.